AUGGGUCUGAAGGGUAGCUGUAUGUGCAAGGCGAUCAAGUACGAGAGUACUGAGGAUCCCCAAGUCACUGCAUUAUGCCACUGCACAGAUUGCCAAAAGUGGAGCGGUUCCGCCUUCACCUCCAACGCCGUCGUUCCUCGUACGGCUUUCAAAGUCACCCAGGGUGAGCCCAAGUUUUACGACAUUACCGGCGACUCGGGCAAGAACAACAGGCACUUCUUCUGCGCCCACUGCGGCUCCAGCUUAUACACGGAGCUGGACUUGAUGGCUGAUGUCACGUGCAUCAAGGCCGGCGGACUCGACGAGGGAAAGGCGAGCUUGGAGGGGAAGCCUGCUGUCGAGUUCUACUGCAAGGAUCGGGUUUCGUACUUGGGCGAUGUCGAGGGUGCUAAUCAAAAACCCGCCUUUGGUUAA
Molecule: messenger RNA, 414 nt
Organism: Colletotrichum orchidophilum
Lineage: Eukaryota; Fungi; Ascomycota; Sordariomycetes; Glomerellales; Glomerellaceae
Product: glutathione-dependent formaldehyde-activating enzyme
Exons: 4
Coding region: 1-414 (137 amino acids)
Molecular function (GO): carbon-sulfur lyase activity
Source: RefSeq, a predicted model, not a curated record